Marmota monax (woodchuck) is the source of this 2987-nucleotide messenger RNA. RefSeq names its product ATCAY kinesin light chain interacting caytaxin (gene Atcay). The record is from RefSeq and is a predicted model, not a curated record. Gene Ontology annotation, cellular component: cytoplasm. Lineage: Eukaryota; Metazoa; Chordata; Mammalia; Rodentia; Sciuridae. Gene Ontology annotation, biological process: apoptotic process. The transcript has 13 exons. The coding region runs from base 344 to 1459 and encodes 371 amino acids.
GGUAACUGUCCCCGAGAAGCCAGCCUCGCCCGCCCGCUGUGCGCCCAGCAAACCCUCGGAGGCAGGCCGCGGGCAGCGAUGACAGGGGCCGCGGCCACCGCCCGGCCAGCGGGAGCCCGCUGCUGACCCAGACCCGCUCCACCGCCCUGCACGGAAGAGCUCGGCCGCCGCGUCGCCCAGGGUGACCUUCCCGGGAUGCCGAGUCCCCGCCAGCCUCUCCCCGCGAGGCUCUGAAGGCCCGGGGCCAGGAGUGCCGCGCACCGGGAGCGCUCGCCUUUGUUUGCCGGUGACAGGGACAGUGACAGACGAGAGCUCUCCUCCAGGGCCCCUCCUCCCGGCUCCCAUGGGGACCACAGAAGCCACCCUGCGGAUGGAGAAGGUGGAGGUGAAGGACGAGUGGCAGGAUGAGGACCUCCCCAGGCCGCUCCCAGAAGAGACGGGCAUGGAGUUGCUUGGCAGCCCCGUGGAAGACACGUCCUCCCCGCCCACCACCCUGAACUUCGGGGGAGCUCACCGCAAGAGGAAGACCCUGGUGGCCCCGGAGAUCAACAUCUCCCUGGACCAAAGCGAAGGCUCCCUGCUGUCCGAUGACUUCCUGGACACGCCCGAUGACCUGGACAUCAACGUGGACGACAUCGAGACCCCCGACGAGACGGACUCGCUGGAGUUUCUGGGGAACGGGAAUGAACUUGAGUGGGAAGAUGAUACCCCUGUGGCCACUGCCAAGAACAUGCCCGGUGACAGUGCAGACCUGUUUGGGGACGGCGCAGCAGAGGAUGGCAGUGCCGCCAACGGGCGCCUGUGGCGGACGGUGAUCAUUGGGGAACAAGAGCACCGCAUUGACCUGCACAUGAUCCGGCCAUACAUGAAGGUGGUCACCCAUGGAGGGUACUAUGGCGAAGGCCUCAACGCCAUCAUCGUCUUUGCGGCCUGCUUCCUCCCGGACAGCAGCUCCCCUGACUACCACUACAUCAUGGAGAACCUCUUCCUGUACGUCAUCAGCAGCCUGGAGCUCCUGGUGGCCGAGGACUACAUGAUCGUGUACCUGAACGGCGCCACGCCCCGGCGGAGGAUGCCAGGCCUCGGCUGGCUGAAGAAGUGCUACCAGAUGAUUGACAGGAGACUGCGGAAGAACCUGAAGUCCCUGAUCAUCGUCCACCCCUCCUGGUUCAUUCGCACCGUGCUGGCCAUCUCCCGCCCCUUCAUCAGCGUCAAGUUCAUCAGCAAGAUCCAGUACGUGCACAGCCUGGAGGACCUGGAGCAGCUCAUCCCCAUGGAGCACGUGCAGAUCCCAGAGUGUGUGCUGCAGUACGAAGAGGAAAGACUCAGAGCGCGGAGAGAGAGUGCGAGGCCCCAGCCAGAGUUCCUCCUGCCCAGGUCUGAAGAGAGGGCAGAGGCAGCGUCAGAGGAGGACAGGCCUGACCUGGUCACCGAGGAUCAGGAAACGAGCAUGUCCUGAGGUGGCUGAGCGUGGAGAAGACAAAAGAAGAUUCCAGAUGCCAAGAAACCCGACAGACGCCCUCCAGCCCGCACCUGCUCGCCUCGUCCCUGUCCCCGGCCGGCCCUGUCCCCACCCACCUCUGAGCCCCAGCCUCUUUUCAGCUGCUUCAAAACAUUUUAUUUUAUUUUUUUAAAAACGAGGCCGUGCUAGAGUGUCCGGAGAAGGUCCGGCUCUCGGCUCUUCCCACUUCCAGAGGGCCCUGGUGACCUCUGCCCCUGCCCCAGGCCCUGAGGCUACAGGACACCUCUUGCUGUCCUAGCUGGCCCUGGCCAGUGCUGGGCACAGGCUGAGGUCCCUGUGUCCCUGACGUGGUCCAGGUUGGAGCCACAGACACCCCGGCUCCCUGUUUUGUCCGGUGCCUUUCCUUUUGGAACGUGGCCCCCGCAGCCCGGCCUCAGGCCCGAGGGCCAGGCCUGGGCAUCGCCUGACCUCAGCCUCACUUCCCAGUUCACACCCCUGGAUUGUCAUUCGCCUUGCCCCUGUCACCUCCAAGGACACCCCCUCUCCCUGGGAGACACUGAGCUGAUCGCAUGAGACGGCGCCUUGUCCGGCGGCGAAACCCACCGGCCUCAGUCUAGAACCCGCUCAAGCCCCUUUAACUGGAACGCCACGCCACCGGGCAUCCAACCAGGACCUCCUUCCAAGGGGACAACUGUGCCCCCUCCCUGGCCUGACCCCCGGGCCAGGUUGGGACACACCCCAGGCUUCCCACUGAGGACAGAGGCUGAGAAGCCAGCUCUGCGCCAGGCGGGUUCUGGAAGUGCAGACCUGGGAGAGGAGGCUGCAGGGGGAGGCCGGAGACGGAGGCUUCUGAAGAUGGUGGGAAAUAAGUCCCAGGGUGCUGAGCGGGGGGGCACCCGCGUUCCCAGCUCGGACCUGGUCCUCCUCCAGGGAGCUGGGGUCUGGCGGGUGAAAGACGGACAGACCUGCCGGGGCUAGGCCUCAGGAGGUUCCGUGAGCCCAGGACCCGCAGUGUCUGCUGUCUGCGGAACGUGGCCGCCGCUGGCCCUCCAGGACUGGUCUCUGUCCCUGAUGAACCCAAGCAAAAGUCCAGCAGGCACCUUCCGAGGCCCCUCCUCCUGCCUCUGAGUGGGCGCGUCAGCAAGUGCCAUCGAUGUCCAGGUGACCUGGCCAGGUGAAACGUCCAGCGGGUGUGGACCUGGCCCAGCAGGGGCACUGUGGUGGUCAGGGCCGCUCGGCAGGGCUGCACAACGAGGUGCCACGUGGGACAGUGGCCUCGGCCUCCUGUCCCACACGCCAGCAUCUCCCACCUGGGGACGACGGAGCUUCUGAGGAGCCCUGGGCCUGGGAGCCCGUCACGAGCGACUGUGCUGUGCCGGGGACACUCCUGGGGGACACCCACUUCUGACCUAGGGAGGCUGGACCACGGGGGAUGGAGAUGUUUAAGUCGCCAUUUCCUAGAUGUCAAAUAAAGGACGAGGACAGUGAUGGUGUCCCAGGACAGACAUGUCACCUGGGGCCUGAG